Molecule: messenger RNA, 504 nt
Organism: Clonostachys rhizophaga
Lineage: Eukaryota; Fungi; Ascomycota; Sordariomycetes; Hypocreales; Bionectriaceae
Source: the annotation of a GenBank genome assembly
AUGCAGCUUCAAGAUGGGAUAUUCCAGAAGCUAGGCGCAGACCAGUGGAACUCUGUCCUCAGGUCGAAGGUCAACACAACAAAGAACCUUCAUCAAUAUCUUCUGUCAGACCUAGACUCUAUCAUUUGUCUCUCUUCUGUCGCAGGCAUAAUUGGGUCCCGAGGGCAGGGCAAUCACAACUCCGGCAAUACAUUUCAAAAUGCUUUCAUGCAUUAUAGGCGUAGUAUUGGGCUCCCAGGCACAAGCAUUAACCUCAGUCUAGUCACAGAUAUAGGUGUGGCCACUGAGAAAAACGAAGCAUUUCAACUUCUCAGUAGCGGAGGCCUCGUAGUGCGCGCGGCCAUGGCUCAGCAGACGCCCUCACAAUCCAUCAUUGGUAUCUCUCGUCAGUCCUAUUUCAAACGAGCCGAUAUUACCGAGCCGUACUGGCUAGCCGAAGCUCGCUUCCUCCCACUCAAGGCCGACAGCGAACACGGUCAAGAUUCACAGGGCAACGGAGAUUAG